Closterium sp. Naga37s-1 is the source of this 1983-nucleotide messenger RNA. The record is from the annotation of a GenBank genome assembly. NCBI's taxonomy places the organism in Eukaryota, Viridiplantae, Streptophyta, Zygnematophyceae, Desmidiales, Closteriaceae.
AUGGGCGACACGAUCGUCGACGUGCUGAUGGGCCCCGUUUACGUCGAGAGCGUCGUGCGCCAUUACCCGAACCACGCGGUCUUUUCGCCCGCCGACGCCAGCAGCGCCUCGCUUUUCGCGAAGCGCGAGGGGCCGCUGCCGCCCGGGCGGCGUAACUUAUCUCCGCCCUCCGCGCAUCCUCAUUCCGCCGUUCCGCCAUUGGUGCACGUGCCCGCGCGGUCCCCGCCCCGCGUCACUAUUCUCGUGAAGCCCCGCCAUCGCGUCAAUCACAGCACCAGCGCGCUCCCCGACUUUUCCCCCGACGCCUCUCCGCCACACGCGCGCAUCUCCGCCGCCGCCGCUCCAGGGCCGUUCGCCACAGGCGCGCACACCCCUGCUCACGCGGAUGGCGGAGCGAGCAGGCGGCGCGCGGGAGAGACGGGCGGGAUGGCGCCGAACGGGAAGACGGGGGAGAGCCACGCGGGGGACGGACAGGGCGUGGGGCUGGCGGCUUCCCCCGGGCGGCUGAUGGUGCCCGCGCUGCGGCGGUCCAGGCGCGGCAUGCACCGCCCGUGCAAAUCGUUGAGCGGAAGUCCGGAGGAGAUAGGGGGACUCGCGGAAGAGGCCAAGGCGGCCGCGCCGCUCUACGCCAGCGCGCUGAGGCCCAGGACCGCGGGCGGGGAGCGUAGCGGGGGGAAGGGCGCGGGGGCGGGGGCGAGGGCGGGGAGCAGCCCGCUGACGCGCAGCCACGGGCGCAGGCACUCGGGUGGGGAGGGCGUGGGGGGUGCGGCGGCGCUGGACGCGGUAGAGGCGCUCAUUGGCGCGCAGAGGGUGCUGAGCAUGGCGGAGGGGGGGCAGGGGGGAGGAGGGGGGGGGGGAGGAGGAGGAAGGGGGAGAGAUGCGGGGCGAGGGGAAGGCGGAGGGGAAGGGCGGGCAGGGGUGGGCGGAAGCACUGGUGGAGAGGAUGAGGCAGCUGAGUCCGCUGAGGGGGAGGAGCCCCUUGAGGGGGAGGAGUCCCAUGAGGGGGAGGAGUCCGCAGAGCGGGAGGAGCCCCACGUCCCAGCGCGUGCAUGCUGCCCGCCCACUCUUCUUCCCCUCCUUCCCAGCGCUGCGCCGCGUCCACCACCCCCCUCGCAGCACUCUCCCCCCCACGCUGCCGCCCCCUCAUACCGCUCUCCUCCUCACGAUGACACACUCGGGCGUCACCAGGGGGCCUCCAUGAGCCCUCGCCCUGUGAGCCCUUGCCCUGUGAGCGAUGUGGAAGGAAGGGGAGAGAUGGACACAGAGAUGUGGUGUGAUGGGGUUGGGAAUGAGUGGACGAGGCAGGGGCAGCAGCAGGGGGGGCGCGGGGAGGAGGCGCGCAGUGAGUUGAAGCGCAAGGCACGUGACAAGGGAAGUGAGGGUGACAGGGCCAAGCAGGGGAGCAGGGGCCGUGAAGACAGUGGCAGUGAGGGCAGAGGGCGAGAGCGCAGCCCGCUGAGGCGCCUACUGCACGCCAUCUCCCUGGACAGCAAGGGCAGUGACGGCGACAAUCCCAAGGAGGAGAGCAGUGGCCAUGGGCAGGAGGGCAGAGGCCAGGACCGCAGCCCGCUGAGGCGCCUGCUGCACGCCAUUUCCCUGGACGCCCCCUCCCGCCCUGGCAGGCCCAGGCGAGCCGUGGAUGACAGCAUGGUGGGCAGCAGCAGCAAGGGCAAGGCAGCACACGGAACACAGGGUGUAGCAGCUGCAACAACGGCAGGGGCAGCGGGCACAGCAGCAUCAGCAGAAGAGGACAUGGAGUGGCAGGCGGCGGUGCAGGCGUUCAGGCGGAGAGUAGAGGUGCUGAACGGGGAGUGCCUGUUCAACUGGUCCACGGUGACAGCCGGCAAGGAGGAGAGGCGCGCCGUGAUGUGGAAGCCCGACCUGCCCGACGUGCAGGAGGCGAGUGAUGCCGGGUCGUUUGCGGCGCCCAUCACACGGCACAAGCGGACACUGUCCGCUCAGAUCACCAGCUGGCUGAGCUAG